AUCAUCCGCUUUACUUUCGAAAUGGCCGCCGACACCACCACCACAGUUUACACUCCCUGGCGCCUGGCCUUCUACGAUAUCUGGGUCCUCGGCAUCGUCAGCACCUGGGCCUGGGGCUGCAGCACAGCCGCCUACCUCAUCCCACUCUUCCGCUCCAACGUGCGCAGCAACCACCUUGACAUCGGCGCCGGGACGGGGUAUUACCUACGCAAAGCCGGGAUUCCGGCCACGAGCAAGCUCACCAUCGUGGACAACGAGCGGCCGGCGCUGGACAUGGCCGUGCAGCGGUCGCGGCGGCCCGACGCGCGCGCCAUCGUCGCCGACAUCCUGAAGCCCUUGCCCCUGCCCUCAAAGGACCGUUUCGACUCCGUCUCCAUGUACUACCUGCUGCACUGCAUCCCGGCGCCCGUGCAGGACAAGUGCCGCGUCUUCGAGCUCGUCAAGCACAACAUGACGGCCGACGGCGUCAUCCACGGCGCUAAUGUGCUAGGGAAGGGCGUAAGGAAGGACAAUCGCUUCGCGGCUUUCAUCCGGCGUGGUUGCUUGAACCAUGGCGUCUUCCAUAACAGCGACGACAAUGCUUACGACUUUGAGCAUGCGCUGAGGCUGAACUUCAAGGAGGUGGAGACGUGGGUUGUUGGAUCUGUUUUCAUUUUCAGGGCCGCGAAGCCUAGAUAUGAUGACUGAAGCCGUGGGGCUGUGUGCGUCACGCAAAAUUUGGUACAUUGUUCUCCGCUCGGCUAGAUGCGAAGGAUGGAUGCGGAUGCCUAAGCAGAUUUAACUGUUGCGAUGGUCCGGAAAGAGACAUAUAGUGGUAGCAUUUGUAUGGUUCAUAGGCUGUGGAUUGGAAAAGUCUGCUUCGAUAUAGAAUAGAGAGAAAUGUUUCGAUCAAGCUCCGUAGUCAAAUUUUGGGGGUUUUUGCCUUAUUGCAACAGAACAGCUA
Molecule: messenger RNA, 943 nt
Organism: Aplosporella prunicola CBS 121167
Lineage: Eukaryota; Fungi; Ascomycota; Dothideomycetes; Botryosphaeriales; Aplosporellaceae
Exons: 1
Molecular function (GO): methyltransferase activity
Source: RefSeq, a predicted model, not a curated record